AGGUUUGUUCUCUCACGCGCCCCGCCUCCUCCUUAGCUAGCAUGACUGCUUCGCGGAAGGAGGAGACGGCAUCCCAGUCCCCCUCGCUCCGCACCAUGGCCUGGACCAGUGCCGGGCGCGAGAGGUCGCCGUCGCCGACCACAUCCGUGAAAAAACGCUUGCGUUGUGUUUCGUUGUGUGAGUGAGGUUACCGGAGGCCCAAUUACCUCCCUUUCCAAUCCCCAACUCAAAAGGCCGGCCGGCGACGAGUCACCUGAUGAAAGAAAAUGAAACACCUCCUAAUCCUGUUCGGCCUCUCGGCUUUAACGACAGUAAUAUCCGGCAAAAGCCAUUGUCACGCCUGCUUCGACAGUAUUUGCUAUUCCAAAGCUCUAAUAUUUCAAAACUAUCCAAUAUCCGGACAAUUAGCCGUGGACAGAGUCGCCAAUGUUGUUUAUUUUCACUACGAGGAUUCUCGGCCCUUAGAUCACACUGUUGCAUUUGAUUUAGACGAUAUUAGAUUCUUGUUUAUCCCGGAUAUUCAAUUUUCCUUCGCUCGAGCCGUUGACCAAACGACAAGAGAUGUCUACAUCGGCGGCGCGAAUGGCGUUUACAAAUACAACCCAAUUACGAAUGUUACAACUCCGUUUGCCCUGCAUGAUAAGACGAUAUGGCAUAUGCAGUUUAAAGAGAAGAUAUACUACACUAUAUUCAUGACUAAAGGACUUUACACGUAUGAAAAGAAACAAUCUAAAACUGUAGCCGCGUUGAAGGAUUAUACGAUAGACGAUUUUAUCGUGGAUAAGAAAGAUGAUAUUUAUUUCAUGACCAAUUUCACUGUUUAUAAGCUGAAAAAGGGGGAAAAUAAGGCCACGAUGUUUUCCACUAUAAUAUACACUCUCACUACCGAUAUAAAUGACAACGCAUAUUUCAUACAGAGGGAUACGAGAGGGUUGUAUAAAAUUGACUAUAGGACUGGAAGAUUGUCUGAAGUCGGUGCUUUUGGUAGCGGAUCGCCUUUCAGAACUGUAUUCGACAAUUACAAUAAUAUCAUAUAUUAUGAUGGAAUCAGUGAUCAGUUGUUCUAUUUGACCCCAAAUUAUGGCCGUUGCAAAGUGACCGAUGAAGGGAAAGGGAGGAAAUUGAAGAAAAAGGUGUCUUCUUUCUUCGAUAGUGAUGUUUGAUCAAUAUUCGGCUUUGGCCGAAUAAUGAGUGUUGGGACGUUAAGAAAAGUUAUUUAUUAUUAUUGUGCUUUCCAUCAGAGAUGUGCUAUGUAACUAUGUUACGAAGAUAUGUAAUAGCUAAGCCGUGAAACUAUGUGAUCGUUUCCACUGAUACUAAGCUAUGUAGUGUUGCUAUGCUACGAAGAUGCCACAUGAGGAAGACGCGCAGAUCGGGUAUACGAUGAAUUGAUAGUACGGAAACCAUCCAUAGCACGCAUCUUUUCCUUUAAAAACAUAGCUUAGCUGAGUCCAUUUCCACCAGUACUAGUCAUGUGUACCAAUGAAUAUGAUUGGUGGAAGUCAAACGCAUCUACAGCAACGUAGCAUAGCACAUCUCUGGUGGAAAACACUCCUCAUGUGGUACUGUUUAUGAAAUCUUUUAUUUUUGUGUAAAUAAAUAUUAUUGUAAUAUUUCA
Messenger RNA from Spodoptera frugiperda (fall armyworm), 1618 nucleotides. Its product is annotated as ommochrome-binding protein. Gene Ontology annotation, molecular function: protein binding. The transcript has 2 exons. NCBI's taxonomy places the organism in Eukaryota, Metazoa, Arthropoda, Insecta, Lepidoptera, Noctuidae. Bases 267 to 1163 code for a protein of 298 amino acids. The record is from RefSeq and is a predicted model, not a curated record.